Molecule: messenger RNA, 1476 nt
Organism: Penicillium odoratum
Lineage: Eukaryota; Fungi; Ascomycota; Eurotiomycetes; Eurotiales; Aspergillaceae
Product: fungal specific transcription factor domain-containing protein
Exons: 3
Coding region: 1-1476 (491 amino acids)
Biological process (GO): DNA-templated transcription
Molecular function (GO): DNA binding; zinc ion binding
Source: RefSeq, a predicted model, not a curated record
AUGUCUCCUUUAGACACUGAUGCUGAUCAACCAUUACCACAACCAUUAGGAGAAUUCCAUGCCCGAUUCUCCAUUGAGCUCAUGAAGUCGAUGGAUGCAGAGACACUGCCACCAAAAGCUAAGGUUGACGCGUUCACCGAUGCUUAUUUUCAACAUCUUUAUCAUCGUGCCCCUGUUAUUGACAGAGCGGAUCUACAAACGGAGCCAUCAAAGCUCUUAUCCCAAGCCAUAUGUAUGGUUGGCAGUCUGCUACGCCACCCAGGGAUUCAAUCUCCCCUCCAAGAGAGCGAAGAAUAUUACUGCAAAGCGAAAGCAUUGUUAUAUGCUAAUUACGAGGUCGAUCAUCGCAAUAUACUAAAAGCGCUUUGCCUUCUCAUAUUCAGAAACGUCAGUCCGCCAAAGGUCCUCACCUUGGACUGUUCGUGGCAAUGGACGGGACUGGCAACACGCCUCGCCUAUCAGAUGGGUCUGCAUCGCGAGUCUACGUAUUCCAAGCUCACAAAUCCUGGAAAUGCGCGUCGGAUGAUGUGGUUUCUGUUUGCGCAGGACAAACUGCUAAGCGCUUGCUUUGGACGCCCAUCGUUUAUUCGAACCGCGGAAUUAGACUUGCGGCCGCUGCAGCUCCAGGACUUUGAGCGUCAAGAUAUUCAAGCCGAGAUCUUUAUUGAAUAUGUCAAGCUUGGUAUGAUAACAGGCCACAUGGUGGAUUGCCACGGUCGGGAAGGCCAGCCACAGUACGGAGAGGUGACUGCCAUCCUUCAAUCGCUACAGCAAUGGAUCAACAAUCUCACCUCUCAACUACGCCUUUAUGAUGGCAAUGAUCGACGCUAUUUCAGGCGAGAUGUUUGCGAGCUACAUAUCAAUUACUUCGUCUGUGUGGUAGUCCUUUGCCGUCUCUUUGGUACUUCACUUCCACCAGCCACAGCAUCCGCCGUUUCCCUAGUGGCAUCUUCAUGCAUUAGCCACCUAUACGAAGAGAUUAUCUUCCGCGACGAGAUCAACUACAUGAUGCCCUUGAACAACUGGUUUCUCAUGGUAGCCUGUGCUCCGCAAAUUCAGCAAAGCUCCACCUGUCAAGGCAAAGACACACUUUGUACCGAAGAGCUGAAAAAGCUGAUGACUGCGCUGCGAUACAUGAAUUUGAAAUGGCCCCCAGCGAGAAUUUUACUAGCAAUAAUUGAGCGAUUGGCUGCCAAAAGUCACCAAGAGAUGAAUUCGCUCGGCCAAACUCCAGAUUCUUCGCUGCAUAUGGACUCUUUGUCCGAAACCUGGUCACGAAUACUUCCCCAUUCUGAUCUGAGGGCUUUGUUUCCGUUUCCUACCUCGCUUAGCCCCCGUAUACAGCAUCCGGAUGUUGGGAGCGAAGACACUGCUGAUUAUAUGGCUCUUGAAAGGAUGGAUGAUAUGGGAAAUGAUGAUUUGGAUUGGAUUUUCCAUGAAUAUCAGCUCGGCUACAUGGAAGCUUCGCUUAAUUGA